Molecule: messenger RNA, 4491 nt
Organism: Hermetia illucens (black soldier fly)
Lineage: Eukaryota; Metazoa; Arthropoda; Insecta; Diptera; Stratiomyidae
Product: dnaJ protein homolog 1
Exons: 7
Coding region: 2115-3155 (346 amino acids)
Biological process (GO): negative regulation of transcription by RNA polymerase II
Cellular component (GO): cytosol
Molecular function (GO): protein-folding chaperone binding
Source: RefSeq, a predicted model, not a curated record
CGUCACGCUCGGAAUUCCGCAUUUCAGAUACUUUUAUCUGCACUAUCUCGAAUAUAAAGAUGAUCGCAUUUAAGCUCCACGUCUCGUGGGAGCUUCACUCGAGCUUUGGCCCCACACGAAUGAGCAGCGCCCACAGAGGGGCGAAGCAAGCAUUUACUAUGAGUUCGCAUAAACAAUCUGAAACGAGCUCCGAUUUUUUCAUAAAGAGAGUCGCAUAGUCACACAUAUUUUGUCAAUGCGCUCGGUUAUCGUAUAUGUGAUUCGCUUUGUCAUGAAUGGGUACUUGGCCGCCUGCGUUUGGGGCCACGCCAUAUAGACAAGAUCACCACCACAAGAUCCAUGAUCAAAAGUUGUUUUUGUUGAUGGCGAUGAUGAGAUGUUGAUCGCCAUCAUUGAAACAGACACGAACUCGGUGGGACUCUCCACUCGGAUGUAUCCAAAUUGGGGGCAAGACGCCUCUUAUUUUCCAACGUGAACCAGCGUUCAGUCGAGGAUCAGUGCUCGCGGCUUUUAGGUUAAACGAUAGACCUAAUUACGAUCGACCUCAAAGGCAAUCCCAAUCGUUCUCAGCAACUACCCUUAAUCUGCAAGUGCACUAUUGUCGUUCUUCUGCACUCCUAGAUUCGCACAGUCGCUAGAUCCGCUCAUGACUUAUAAAUAAUAAAAAAACUUUUUAUUAUUUAAUUUGGUCAUUAUCCGAAAGUUCCCUGAUUUAUCUUGUAUCUCUGAGCUCCGAUCAGAGCUCUGAUCAUCGAACUUUCAUUACAGAUUUUAUUCAGAAAACCCCGAAUUCCCGUUGGAGAUUUCAAUCUAUUCAAUCUUUUUCCGUAGAUAUUUUGGGAGCUCACGAGUUUAAUCUUUUUGGUGUAGUUUUUUUAUUUGUCGAGAAGAUUUUAUAUUUAAAUUUGAAUCAGUUGGACCUUGUUGGUGAGUUUUAAUUCAAGCGGUGGAGAAAAGUUGAAGGCGAAGAAGUGACGAGCGGAGAAAAAAAGCAAAGAAAAGUGUUUUGUGUGUGAUGAAAAUAUCUAUGAAACGCCGUGUUAUUUUUAGAUAAAAAUUUUGUUUUAAUUUCGUGUGAAGAAGAUAUUCAUUUUUAGCGUCUUUCUGGUGAGCGAAAGCGUUUCUUGCUUGUGUGUAUUUGCAGCGACGACGACGCGAUCUUUUUCAUUUUCACGCAGCGAUCAAGCAAUUCGGUGUGUUCCACUAAUCGUGCGCUUAACUGUACAGUGUGAGAAAUCUUAAUAUAUUUUUAAGUUAUGACACAUGUCGUUGGCGUGAAGAAAGAAGGAAAAAAUUCGCUGGCGAAAAGUGAGUGCACAUAAUCCGAAUUGAAAGUGGGAAGCGGUCGAAUUUGAAGCCAAGGUUUCCGCCGUUCUAACACUGGCUUAAACUGAUCGUGAAGCUUUGCGGAAACCGCGUGAAUCCGUGGAUUGCUACGAACCUUGCUUGCAGAGGUGCACAUUUGAGUAACGCAGGGAUCCUACUGCACCCCCACCCCUCCCCAAAACGAACGAAGAACAAGCGACCGAUCGACCAGCGUUCGCCAGACGAUCGCUGUUAAGGUCUCCGCCGACCUGUGGAGCCGAUCGAUAAACUCAGCAUUGAAACUGAUAAAAUAUUGAAUCAAUACUCGAUAGUAUUAUAUCUAAUAUACCCAGAAGCUAUCUGUGCGUCACUAAUCUUCCCAAGGCGGAAAGAAAACGUGAGUUUGGACUCUCUUGGUUGAACCUCUCUCCGCAAAGGUGGGCCGCGAUCGUCGAUAGUGGGAGUCGUAGGUGAUCGUACCGGGACUGGAAAUUCGAAUUUGCGCGCGAGUUGGAGGAAAAAAAAGUUCGUUUCGGACGACUAGUGUGCAAUUUUCUCAUAUUUGGAUUUUGUGGUGUGUGACGAAUUAAGAAAGAUAGAUUCUGUCUGACAGUUGGAUAUUCCUUGUCAAUGAAAAUAACGAUCCAAGGCUGUUGGCAAUAUGAUUGCAUUGACUGAACAUAAAAGUUAAUAUCCAUAAGAUACAUGUACCGUUUAUAUUAAAUUUAUUUAUUGUGGAGUAAGGUCAACACGAAUAUAGUAUAGUUUAGUGUGUGUCGAAAACCAACAACAAAACAAACAAGGCAAAUAUGGGGAAGGACUACUAUAAGAUUUUGGGGAUUCCCCGAUCAGCAACAGAUGAUGAAAUCAAAAAAGCAUACAGAAAACUAGCAUUAAGGUAUCACCCGGACAAAAACAAAUCGCCAAAUGCCGAAGAGAAAUUCAAAGAGGUUGCAGAGGCUUAUGAAGUUCUAUCUGAUAAAAGCAAACGUGAUUUAUAUGAUAAAUAUGGAGAAGAAGGACUGAAAGGAGGUGUACGAAAUGGUGGUGGCAAUAGUCAAGGUUUCACAUACACUUUCCACGGCGAUCCACGUGCUACGUUCGCUCAAUUCUUCGGUUCCAGCAAUCCUUUUGCCUCAUUUUUCGACAUGUCCGACAAUCUAUUCAAUAACAAUGUUUUCGAUUUGGAUACCGAGCACGAUUUCUUUUCCUCACCCUUCGGUGGUCUAGGAUCAAGACAUGGUCUUGGAGGUGCCUUCAGAUCUCAUUCAUUUAAUGUUCAUACACCAUUGAAAAAGGAAAAACAACAAGACCCGCCCAUUGAACAUGACCUCUAUGUAUCUCUCGAAGAAAUCUAUAAUGGCUGUGUUAAGAAAAUGAAAAUUUCACGAAGAGUUUUACAACCAGAUGGCACACCGAAAAAGGAAGAUAAAUAUGUUAGUAUAUCGAUAAAACCUGGUUGGAAAUCGGGCACAAAAGUCACAUUUCAAAAGGAGGGCGAUCAAACCCGCGGUAAAAUUCCUGCCGAUAUAGUUUUUAUAAUACGAGAUAAGCCACAUCCUUUAUUUAAGCGAGAGGGUAGCGAUUUACGAUAUACGGCACGAUUAACAUUGAAACAAUCCCUUUGUGGUGUUGUUUUCGAAGUUCCUACCAUGUCCGGUGACAAAUUGCGCAUUAGUACAAUGCAAGAAAUUAUAAAACCAAAUACGGUAAAACGAAUUCAAGGAUACGGUUUACCCUUCCCCAAGGACACAACCCGAAAAGGCGAUUUACUAGUGGCAUUCGAUAUACAAUUCCCUGAAAAGUUGACGCCUACACAAAAAGAACUCCUACGCGAUAUGUUGCCAUGAAAUUAAACUAAAAUAAAAAAAAAGAAAAGUUUAUAUAAUAUAAAAUCUAGAAAUAUAUUUUUGCAUCUUUUAUUUUGUUAACAAACUCUUUGUCUCUCUUGCGCUCUUUCUGAAAAUUUUUGAGACUUUUCGGUUAAAUUAAUUUCAUAUUUGUAAUAUUUAGUUUUGGAGCGAUCCACGACUACGAACAAAUUAUGUAAUUACGUGAAAUAGUGGAGAAUUGAAGAGAAAUAUGCUUUGUUGAAGUCCUUGUGAACUGAUGAGGAAAUAGGUCUAUUUUUUAUCUUAUUUUUAGUUUGAUCUUCAUUAAAUUUUUUGAUUUUAUUUCUUAUUUGAUUUAUUUUAUUUUAUUAUUUUAUUUUUCUUUCGUUCAUUUUUCAUUGUAUUUUGUCUGACUUUCGAACAUAAUUUAAACAAAUUGUUUAUUUUUAAAAAGAGUAUUUGGCUUAAUUUAAAUUUUAAUAUUUUUGAUAUUAUUCAAGAUAUAAGAGUCACAAAUAAUAAAUCAACGACCAAAAAUUGUCAAAUUUAAUUGUCCCUUUUAGAGUUCAACCAUCCAAGGAUUUCAAUAAAAGCAAACUUGAAUAAACAUUGUAAAACCAUUAACACACAAAGAAAAUUCGGUAUACAAAGUACUAACAAAAGAAAUAAACCAACACACUCUUAGGCUGCAUUGUUCAGCGGAUACAUUUCUAGAGAACUAAGUGAGCAAAAGAUCGAUCUAAUGACUCUAUCAUCGCUACUACAUCUAAUAAUUUAAAUUAAAAAUAAAAAAUACUUUGUGAUUACUUAUUUAAUCUCUAGUCUAGUCUAAUAUUAAAUAAUCAUAAAAGAAGAGGAGCAAAGUAAUCAUUGAUGAUGACUAAGUCAAAAAAGAUUAUGUAAUUUAUUCUACAGAAGAAGAUAAAAGAAAAAUCAUUCAAAAAGUGAAGCAAUGCAGUUACUUAAAUUAAUAAAUACAAUUUCAGAUGUAGUUUUCGAAUUUCGAUAUCAGUAGUGUUUGAAUAAGAAAUGAAUGACCGUUUUUUUUUUGAAAGAAUAUUGACUUUUUCUGGUUUAAGAAUUUACUCUUGUUGACUGUCAUAUGUUCCUAAGUAACAAAAUUGGUUUUUCAUUAUUUUAAGGAUUUAUAAAAGAUUGAUUUCCUUGAAAAAUGGAUUUAAAAAUUUUGUUAUUUAGAGCAGAACUGUCAAAUUACAAUUUAAAGAAGAAAAAAAUUGAAACAUACUCAAACACAAACAAACAGUUCGCAGUUGUAAAGUCAAAUCAAAUUGAUAAUAAAAUUAAUAAUUUAUUUUUAUAUUUAAAAAGUGACGAAAAAUAAAAAAAAGAAGUA